Messenger RNA from Wallemia mellicola CBS 633.66, 1359 nucleotides. Its product is annotated as RuBisCO-cytochrome methylase. Gene Ontology annotation, cellular component: nucleus. The record is from RefSeq and is a predicted model, not a curated record. Lineage: Eukaryota; Fungi; Basidiomycota; Wallemiomycetes; Wallemiales; Wallemiaceae. The coding region runs from base 16 to 1359 and encodes 447 amino acids. Gene Ontology annotation, molecular function: protein binding; protein-lysine N-methyltransferase activity. The transcript has 7 exons. Gene Ontology annotation, biological process: peptidyl-lysine monomethylation.
CUCAAAAGGACGUCGAUGACUGAUAGUGCGAAAUUCCUCGAAUGGUUUACAACCAACGGCGGUGAAUUCUCUAAGGAUAUAGUCGCAAUCGGUGAGAACGUAGACGGUAUGGGACGUGGUCUCGUUGCUGUUGCAGAUAUCAAAGCACAAACUAGUCUAUUUACUAUCCCUAGAGAUAUUGUUUUAUCCACUAGAACAUCAUCCUUCAAAGAGAAAGUCGGACAAGAUGUUUACAAGCAAUUAGAGAAUGAUAACAUCGGUAGUUGGACACCAUUGAUUAUGGCUAUGUGUUGGGAAUACAACCAAGGUGGUAGUUCAAAAUGGGAUGCCUACUUUAAAAUACUACCAAAACAGUUCACAUCACUCAUGUUUUGGUCUAAAGAAGAGCUCUCAUUACUUAAAGGUACUACAGUCGUCGAUAAGAUCGGUUUGGAAGACAUAGAAAACGAAUUUGAGAGAGUUCGCGAUAUAGUGAAGCAAAAUGAGAAUGUUUUUGGCGACAUCGCAAACUACACUUUAGAUUUAUUCAAGCGUAUGGGUUCACUAAUUCUUAGCAGAAGUUUCACUGUCGAAGAAUGGAAAACUGAAGAAGAACGCGAGAAGGAAGAAGAGGAAGAGGAAGACGAGGAUGAAGAGAUAGAUUUACGCACCUCAGUAGAUGAUGUCGCUAUGGUUCCAAUGGCUGAUAUACUCAAUUCACGGACUGACUCCGUCAAUGCGCAUACAGAGUACGAGGAAAACUGCCUCCGCAUGAUUUCCCUCCAAGAUAUUAAAGCUGGUGAUCAGAUCUUCAACACAUAUAACGACCCACCAAAUGCAGACUUAAUCAGACGUUAUGGUCAUGUCGACUAUUCACCUCUCAGUCAAGAUCCUGACUUCAUGGGUAACAAGAAUGAUGUUGUGGAAUUACCAGCAGACAUCCUCCUCGAGCUUGCACUUCCGGAUGCUAAAGAGAGUCACAAAGAGAGAAGAGUCGAAUUCUUACUUGACGAAUGCGGAGAAGAUUCAUUCGAACUCACACAUGAUGAUCUUGUUCCAGAGUUACUCAAGAUUUGCGUUCUGCUCUUCACUGAAUCUGAAGCUGAAUUCAAGACACGUGAGAAAUCAAGGAAAUUACCGAAAGCCAGCGGAUUCACGAAAGGGAAAGCCGAAUUCCUGAUCAAAGCUAUAAAGCAACGUAUGGAACAGUAUGGCUCUACUCUUGAGGAUGACAUUAGUAAACUCGACAACAAGGACUCAUUACCAGAGAACAACUUCAAGGCUUUAGUUGUGACAGUAGGAGAGCGUCGUAUACUUAAUAAAGCAAUAGAGGAAUUACAAACUACAGACUACGCUCAAAAGAAGCAAAGGACAAAGUAA